Danaus plexippus (monarch butterfly) is the source of this 2116-nucleotide messenger RNA. Its product is annotated as sarcoplasmic reticulum histidine-rich calcium-binding protein-like. Lineage: Eukaryota; Metazoa; Arthropoda; Insecta; Lepidoptera; Nymphalidae. The transcript has 3 exons. Gene Ontology annotation, molecular function: chitin binding. The coding region runs from base 137 to 1942 and encodes 601 amino acids. The record is from RefSeq and is a predicted model, not a curated record. Gene Ontology annotation, cellular component: extracellular region.
AUCAAUAUGCCGCAUCUGUUUCUGACAUUAUCUUCGUUGUCUGAGAUAUAACAUUUGAGAUAAAAUAGAUGUUCUAACCCAAGACACAUUACUCUACUCCCGAUCAUAGAAGGUUACAGGCAAAGUAGCGGUCGAAAUGAACACUGCCAUGAGGCUUUCGUGCCUUUUUUUGGCGUUGGCUGGCGCUUCCGCCUUCUCAAUUAAUUUGAGACAAAAUCCGGAGACUCUCUGCUUAGGCCAAGACAACUUCUUACGUAUCGCCAAUGUUGAUAGCUGCCAGUUGUAUUAUCAGUGCUAUGCUGGACGUUCAUAUCUAAUGCAAUGCCCCGAAGAGACGUGGUUUAAUGAAGAGAUACAGGUUUGUGACCGAUCGCCAAUUCCAAGGAGCUGUCGCGCAGAUGAAUCAGAGCCGGAAACAGAACCUGAGCCUGAAGAAGAACAAGAACCGGAACCUGAACCUGAAGAAGAACAAGAACCGGAACCUGAACCUGAGCCUGAAGAAGAACAAGAACCGGAACCAGAACCUGAAGAAGAACAAGAACCGGAACCAGAACCUGAAGAAGAACAAGAACCGAAACCAGAACCUGAAGAAGAACAAGAGCCGGAACCUGAACCUGAAGAAGAACCAGAACCGAAACCAGAACCUGAAGAAGAACAAGAGCCGGAACCUGAACCUGAAGAAGAACCAGAAAAUGGAGAGUCUGAGCCAGAAAUAGAGGAGCCUGAAGAAGAUCAAAAACCAGAGGAAUCUGAACCAGACCAAGAAGUUGAAGAACCGGAGCAAGAACAAGAAGAAGAGAAACCAGAACAAGAGCCAGAGGCCGAAGAACCAGAGCCAGAGGAAGAAGCUGAGCAACCCGAAGUAGACGAGGAGGCAGUGCCUGAAGAGGAUGCAGAUCAACAAAAUCCAGAAGAGUCUGAUCCUGAGGAUCAACUCCCCGAAGAGGAAAUUCCUGAGCAAGAACAAGAAGAAGAAGAAGAACAAGUAGGCGAAGAAAACGAAGGAGGCUCAGAAGAUGGAGAGGAAAUAAAAAGAUUAGGACGAAACGUUCAUAGACAAGAAGAACAAGAAGGAGAGGAGAAAGACUCUGAAGAAGCUGAACAUAAUCAUGAUCAUGACCACGGCCACAACCACGACCACCAACAUGACCACGACCACGAUCACGACCAUGAACACAAUCACGAUCACGACCACGGCCAUGGACAUGACCAUGCCCACGACCACGAUCAUGCCCACAACCACGAUCACGACCACGAACACGACGACAAUCAUGAUCACAGCCAUGACCACGGCCACGACCACGGUCACGGUCACGACCACGACCAUGAUCAUGAUCAUGAACACAAUCACGAUCACGAUCACGACCACGACCACGGCCAUGGCCAUGACCAUGCCCACGACCACGAUCACGACCACGAACACGACGACAAUCAUGAUCACAGCCACGAGCACGACCACGAUCAUGACCACGGCCACGACCAUGACCACGGCCACGACCACGACCACGACCAUGGCCAUGACCACGGCCACGACCACGACCACGACCACGGCCAUGACCACGACCACGACCACGGCCAUGAUCACGACCAUGAACACGACCAUGGCCAUGAUCACGACCAUGACCACGACCAUGGCCAUGAUCACGACCAUGACCACGACCAUGGCCAUGAUCACGACCAUGACCACGACCAUGGCCAAGAUGAGGGUUCCGGUUCAGAUAUUGAAAAGGAUUCUGUUGUGAAGUUUAUCAAAAGAAAACUUGAACAGAGUGGUGAUGGAAGUUUGGAGGAUAACGUUUGGAUAGAUGAAGUCAUUAUAGAUGAUGAGUGGGAUGUUGAAGGUGGUGUAGAUGGGGAACAAGAAGUAGAAAACCCAAUUGAAGCUCCAGAAGAUUUCAGAUGGGGAAAAAUUUUCAAAAGCUGGCUCGAUGGACAAGCUUAGGAAGGUGAAGAAAUUUCAAAAACAUAUCCAUUUUGGAGUGUAACUUUGAAAUGUAGGCAGCAGUAGGUGGUGACGUAGUCUGUAACCUUAACAUAAGUCGAUUAUUUAACUCACUUUGUGCAAUUUUGUAAAUAUUAACGUGGAUAUUGAAUAUAUUUAUUACUUAUCAUGUGA